GAGUGUCAGUCCGCGUGUGGGUGAUUAGGGAGAUGGGCUGAAGCAGUAGAGGACGCAGGAGAGCUGAUCCUCCGUGAAGAGAGCGGAGGGGUGUGUGAUGAGCAUGGCGGACCAGGAGCUGAAGGGGGUUUGUACAGAAGAGGAGGUGAAGCAGAGAGGCCGGAGAGUGGAGGAAGGAGAGACUCAGGGGGAGUGCAGCGCCACCGAGGAUGAAACUCGGGGAACACACACGCUAACAGACCAGCAAGAGGCUCCCUGUAGUAACAAGGAUGAGGAGUGUCUAGCCUGCCAGUCAGUAUCAGUCCCUACUGAGACCUCAGAACAUCAGCUGCUCUCAGACCAAAAAGCACAGCCAGCUGUUGAGCUCUUGACCUCAAAACAAACACUUGACUGCCUACACGAGCCUUCUCCUCAUCUUGGAGUCUUAGGAGAAGACCAGGAUGGAAAAAACAAAUUCCAAGGACAUGGAGGAAAGGAUGAUGGAUCUGAUUCUGUUGAACUGAACCAGGAGCAGGAACACAAUGAUCUGGAGGCUGUGGGGAGAGACCAAGAGCCAGAACAAAAGCAAGGGAACCAGGAGACCCCAAAAAACACAACACACUCAGAGAACAUUGAGAACCAGAUGAGGCCAACACCAGAUCAGCAUGACCAGAAGGAUGCUGUCCCAGUUGUGAUGGUCACCAGCUUAGAAGAGGCACAGGCAUCAGUAGAGAGGCAGGCAGAGGACAGUGCAGAAUCAGAAGAGCAGGAGGACACUGUGUCUGCUGAUGCCAACCCUGCUCCCAGUCCCAGUGACAUCACUGACUUCAGCGGCAGUGACCUGCAGUCCCUCAAGAGUGACACCUUGUCUCUGCUUAGCGAAACAGCCAUCUCAGGCAAGAGUGAUGAACAUGAAAGCCUUGAGGAAGAUACCAGGAGUGUAGCGGCAUCCUCUGUCAUGGAAGGCCCUGAGGAAGAUACUAGGAGUGUUACAGCAUCCUCUGUCAUGUCUCUCUUCCAGAGGAUGCAGAUGGACCCUCUGGAGCGGGAGUGGUUACGGUGUGCAGCAUUAGGGAAUGCUUCUGGUCUGCGCCAACUCCUGCUGCAGGACCCCACCCUGGCCCCCAAAAAGUUUACGGCGCUCCACUGGGCAGCCAAGCAGGGCCGCAUAGAGACAGUGGACAUGAUGGUUCGCUCUGGCGCAGACGUCAACCAGAGAGCGCACGGGGGGUACACACCGCUUCAUCUGGCCUCUCUGCAUGGACAUGCCCACAUUAUUCAGCUCUUGAUUCAUAACUAUAGAAAGUCGUUACAGCAGGAGGGAAAAAGCGAAGAUGCUAAAGUAAACAUUAGAGACUACCAUGGCAAGAUGCCCUGUCAUUACUGGAAUGGAAGCAUGGACGUUUUCAACACUGCUGGCUCUCAGUCAGGUGGGAAGUGGUCAAGAGGGAGGCGUGGUCAGCGCUAUGGUCAGUUAUCAGCUCUUCUGUCUCGCUCUCGAAGUCAGGGAAGCCUCAGUAUAGAGCUGGAGCCUGGCUCCCUGGAGCUAACACCUCGCCUUCUCCCUCGUUCUGAAGCUAACUUUCAGGCCUUCAUGGACACAUUCUGAAUGGAUCUUGGCUUGAACCUAACACUGUUCUACAUUGUGCUUUAGAUAGAUGAGGUUCACUUUAAAUUUAGCUGACAUUCUUGUCACUGUGCCAUUUGGGUGGGUGAUGUGAUGACAUAAAAUCAUUAUUACGAUAAAUGAUGUGAUGACAAGUCAUAAGUGUGUACUCAGAUCUUAAAAACACUGACCAAUUGCACGUUUCAUUAUAUAGAGAUUUAGAUGGGCUCGCACCUGCUGUAGCCGUUUGAGUUUUCUUCCUGUCAGUAGAUUGCGAGUUUAAAUCCUGGAUAGAGCAUAAUUGGCAGUGUUUAAUUAGAUGUAAUGACACACAUUAUGUGUGUCAUGGCCCUCAUACCAUCCUCAUGGAGUCGGUUUCUAACCGUUUGUGCAGAUACAUGGACAUUUGUGGCCUG
Messenger RNA from Pygocentrus nattereri (red-bellied piranha), 2001 nucleotides. RefSeq names its product ankyrin repeat domain-containing protein SOWAHC. Gene Ontology annotation, molecular function: protein binding. Lineage: Eukaryota; Metazoa; Chordata; Actinopteri; Characiformes; Serrasalmidae. The record is from RefSeq and is a predicted model, not a curated record. The coding region runs from base 98 to 1588 and encodes 496 amino acids. The transcript has 16 exons.